Messenger RNA from Drosophila pseudoobscura, 1643 nucleotides. RefSeq names its product meiotic W68 (gene mei-W68). The record is from RefSeq and is a predicted model, not a curated record. Gene Ontology annotation, cellular component: nuclear chromosome. Lineage: Eukaryota; Metazoa; Arthropoda; Insecta; Diptera; Drosophilidae. The transcript is spliced from 3 exons. Gene Ontology annotation, biological process: meiotic DNA double-strand break processing; DNA topological change; meiotic DNA double-strand break formation. The coding region runs from base 91 to 1092 and encodes 333 amino acids. Gene Ontology annotation, molecular function: DNA topoisomerase type II (double strand cut, ATP-hydrolyzing) activity; DNA binding; ATP binding.
GACUCCCCGAAACACCAAAAGAGAGCAGCAGCAGCAAACGCCUAAACACUUCUUCGCCUCGGUCCGAUCGGAAAUUUCAUUUUAUUGGAAAUGAGCGGCGAUGUUGAGGGGAUUGUGGUGCGACUUUUGGCCAGCUUGGUGCUCCACGGUGAUGCCACGUUCAUGGUACCCCGAAUGGGUCCGGUAUCGAGAGAUUCUGGGAACGGAAACGGAUAUCGCCGAGUGUCGUAUAACAAUCGACGCAGUCGCCAUCGCUUCUGUCUGGUGGUGUACAUGCUGGCCAAGAUUCACCGGCUGCAGGUGAACGGCGGCAGCUACACCGUUCGGGGGCUCUACUACAGCGAUCCCCAGCUGAUACGGACGCAACGGCACAUUGCCGCAGCCAGACUGGACGUCUGUCAUAUUCUGAACACGUCGCCUACUCGCUUGGGAGUGCUCUCCGCCUCCAAGGGUCUAAUGGCAGGCGACAUACGGAUGCUCAUGACCAACGGAGAUGUCUUGGACUGCAACGUAUAUAGCGGUGCUAUCAUAUUGCCCACGGACACCGAGAAGGUGGAACGCAUUGUCACCCAGGCGGACUUUGUGCUGGUCGUCGAAAAGGAGUCUGUCUUCGAGAGCCUGCUGGCACGCGAUCUGUUCGGCACCUUCGGUCGCCGCUGCAUCCUGGUGACCGGCAAGGGCUACCCGGACUGCAGCACGCGGCGCAUCCUGCACCGGCUAUCCACAGAGUGCCACUUGCCGGCCUACAUACUCGUCGACGCCGAUCCGUUCGGCAUUGAGAUAAUGCUCGUCUAUCGCCUCGGGUCGCAGUCCAUGAGCUUCACAUCGGGAGACCUCGCCACGCCUACACUACGGUGGAUUGGCCUCCACCCCUCCGAGAUACCGGCCCUCUCCAGCGGUGCGGUUGCCCUUAGCAGUGGGGAUAACAAGAAAAUCGAUGACAUACUCGCCCGCGACUACAUUGGCCCUGGAGUGCGACAGGAGCUGCGUUCGCUGCAGCAGAUUCAGCAGAAGGCCGAAAUCGAGAGUGUCAUUGACUUCCUGUCCACCGACUACAUUCCGAACAAAAUAAAUCGGAAUUUAUUUCUAUAGACUACUCGAGAGACCUCUCUGCAAAGCUCGUUUAAAAUGCAUUGAAAAUGUAUACGAAUAUUCUUUAAAAUUUGUAGAGGCCUGAAAGGCAAAGAAUAACUACAUUCAAACCAUAUUAAUUUCUUCAUAUAUCUACACAUCUAUAUGACUUAAUUACUGAACUUGUAGCUGUCUGUAUCUACUACAGAUUUAUAAGUUCAAUUCAAUAUUAGUUUUUGUAAAAACAAAUAUGGCGGACUUCCAAAACAGAAAUUCAAAAAUGGCACAAACUUAAACGAAAACUCAAUGGAAACUCUGUAAAUAUAAAUAAUCAACAGAAAUUCCAUUAAUUCUUAGUAAAUUAAUAAUUCUUUUUCAAUAAUAAAAAAACUGUAAAAUAAUUUUAAAGAUUAAUUUCUUUAUAAAGAUAAUCAUGAAAACGGCAUUCCUGAACGAGAAGUGGAUUUUGAUAUUAAUUAUUGAAUGACAAAUUGGCAAAACUGUAACAAGAGAAUAUCUAUAGUUGGCUAUUUUUUAGUUAAUGAAAUACAGACAAAAUAUUAUUUAAUGAA